UGAAAAAUACAUCGUCUGUCUGUUGAGACUUAUCUAGUUUUAUGUUUUCUCUGCUGCUUGGACUGUUCAUCGUAGCGUUUUGUACUUAUGUUCAAGCUAAUUUCCUAUCCUGCAUCAAGGAAAUCUAAAAGACUUGCAUUUUAGAGUCACGACUCCAUAACAUGGCGGAAUAUGACGAUAUUUCUCAAAAACAAGCGGCUGAGCGGAGAAGGCAAUUGAAGAUGAAUUUCCAACCACCGCCCAACUUUAGUUUGGGGUCAACAAGUGUAUCAGGAAAUGCAAAUACAGCUGCCUUCCAGAACAUGAGUAUGAAACCCACCGUUCUUAUGCCAAGUCCAAGGCAAAGUGGGGAUAACAGCAGUAUGCACUCAAGUGCCAGUCGUUCCAGAACUGCUGCCCCAGUUGUGAGACCUUUCAGUCAGGAGACAUUUGCAGAAAAGUCCUCCAGAUUCAAGUUAAAUAUACAAUCAUCUGGAAAACUUCAAAUCUCUCCUGGCACUGUGUAUGAUUUCACAUCAGAAGAUCUGCAGGAUUUGGGAGAAAUAGGCCGUGGUGCUUUUGGCACUGUGAACAAAAUGGUGCACCGGAAGAGUAAUACAGUCAUGGCUGUAAAGAGGAUUCGCUCAACUGUUGAUGAAAAAGAACAAAAACAGCUCCUAAUGGACUUGGAUGUAGUCAUGAAGUCGAAUGAGUGCCCAUGCAUUGUUCAAUUUUAUGGCGCUUUAUUUAAAGAAGGUGAUUGUUGGAUUUGUAUGGAACUUAUGGACUCCUCCUUAGACAAAUUUUACAAAUUUAUUUAUGAAAACCAGAGGAAAAGAAUACCAGAGAGCAUUUUGGGGAAAAUAACUGUUGCUACUGUUCAAGCGCUUAACUAUUUAAAAGAGAAAUUGAAAAUAAUCCACAGAGACGUAAAACCGUCAAAUAUUCUUCUCGAUAAACGAGGAAAUAUCAAGUUGUGUGAUUUCGGUAUCUCAGGUCAACUUGUUGACUCGAUUGCUCGAACCCGAGAUGCAGGAUGCCGCCCAUACAUGGCUCCGGAAAGAAUUGACCCUCAAAGAGCCCGGGGUUAUGAUGUCCGUUCUGAUGUUUGGUCCUUGGGUAUAACACUAAUGGAGGUUGCUACUGGUCACUUUCCUUAUCCAAAGUGGAAUUCCGUUUUUGAACAGCUUUACCAAGUUGUGCAGGGAGAUGCUCCUCAGCUAGAACCUGUUCACAAUGGAAACCACUUUACUGCGGAGUUUGUCAACUUUGUUAAUACUUGUCUCAUUAAGGAAGAAACACAAAGACCCAAGUACAACAGACUUUUGGAGCAUGAUUUCAUCAAAAGAAGUGAAACAGAAAGGGUUGAUGUUGCAGCAUAUGUCUGCUCAGUGUUAGAUGAUAUGGCUAAUAACGGUAUCACAGCUUUCACCACAGACCAGCCGUAAUGCUUUGUGGUCAUCAGUGUACCCUCCCGUCCAAAUUUCUCAUUGAUCUGGUGCAUUAAAUUUUUUUCUUGAGUUUUGUUAAAAUUGCAUCAAGCUCAGCAUUAAGAUGGAAGCACAAUUAGUUGUGUUCUAGUGAGGAGAGACGACCCAGUUUUGCUUGUUUUUUGUGGUAAGCCGUCCCAUUAAGUUUAACCUGAAACUGCAUUAAAAUUACGCCAUGAGAUCCAAAGAAGAAAAUAGUUUCAACUGAAUGUGGAGUAAACUUUAUUCUUACAAGAAUUUUCCCUCAAUAUAAAUAGCUUAUUCAGUAUCUUAAAUAUUGGAAGGUAUUAUUGCAAGAUGUUGAGGCAAAUUGAGUAUUUAGCAUAGAUUUUAGGAGAUGCCAUUUCUAUCAGCAUCGUCUUUUAUUGAUAGCUAGGUAGAUAGUUCAGUUAGCAUAUUGAUUAUGGGGGGGCAACCUAAUAGUGUCAUGCCACUGUUUAGUGCCUCUGUUGCAUUGUAGCCCCUUUCACAAUUGAUGCGUAAAGGAAGCUAAUUUAUUGAUAUAGACUCAUUUAUUUAAACUUGAGAUUUUAAAAGCUUUCACUCUCAAGCUGCCACUGUCACUACAUUAGAGUAAUUGAGCUUACUCAGCCAUUUAGACUGUUUUAAAUUAUGAAAGCUUUUUUAAAGGCUGUGAAACUUUACAGCAAUGUGGAAUAUGUAAUGUAAAACACUUGAUUGAUUUGUUACUGCAAAAAUGUGUAUGAAAUUUUUCAGUCUUUUUAGGCAAUAAUAUUUGCAUAUACUCUGUUGAUUUCAAGAAAAUGAAAAGCUUUCUCUUGCCCAAAAUCUUUUUGUUGUUUACAACACUUUGAUAAAAGAGAAAGUAUCUUGAUGAAUCAUAUUAAAUACGUUACCAAUUUUGUUGUUUUUUUCAUGCUGGAACUAGACACAUUGGAUGACAUGAUGUUUUUGUGAAUCAGAUUAAUUAUAUUGCAACAUUUUAUUAUAGUGUCAAACAUUCCAGUCAUAACUUCUUUAACUUUGCCAUCAUUGAAGGAGAAUAGGCUGAUUUCUGUUGCAUUAGAACUGUUGUAGUUACCAGGUAUAACACAUCCUUACUGCCCUUUAUUUUAAAAAAACCAACGUGUAUGUUGGUUCUUAAGAGUAAAGAGAGAGGAUACCUUGAAUAUAAGCAAAAGGUAUAAAUUUGUACUUGAAUUUAGGCCAUACUUUGAAGCCCACUUUUAUUAACUAAACCAUCUUUGGAUGUAUGUUAUAUGCCACCACUUCCUCCAUGCACUGUGUAGACAUGCCUGCACAAUGAUCAAAUUUCUAAGAGCAUUACUUGGACUCUAAAGAUAAUAUUUAUCUGUAUAGCCGUCUAAUCCAAUACUGAUACUUAUAAGGCACCUUAUAUUUUGUUCUGGCACCUUCCCACCUGGCCCUAAAUCUAAGAUGAAACUGAAAAUGGACUCCCGUGUCUGUGCCUCUUCAAGUUUGGGCUGGUAAAAAUUUCUAGAUAUUUUUUACUCAUUUCAGGGAGAUGGGAUGGAAAUCAUGUAGCCAAACAGUAAAUGGUGUGUGUUCGUCACCUGUUUUUGUCUAUCCCCCUCAUUUUCUGUUUUUGCAUUUUGUAAUUUUAUAGCAGGUAUUUUUUAUUGUUUUGAUACUGUUAACUUUUUUUUAAACCAAGAGGCUGGUGGUGUACAAUCCAUUUUUGCUGCCUUCAAUCCUACUCUUUGCAUUUUAUUAUCAAUAUUGAAUCAAAAAAUCUUGUUAACAUUUUGUAGUUCAUAACAGCACUGUUUUGCAACUUGACAAUAAAGAGAUUUUGAUUGUUAUAAAUACACUUUAUGAUGCACUUAAUGCAGUGCUUGUCCAAUAUGGAAGUACCUCCACAUAGUGCUGUAUAAAUAUGUAGGUUGCAAGUUUUAUUUGUUUCAUUUUAAUUUAAAUACAGUUUGCCAUUUAAGGAACCACAUAGUGAUAAAUAUAUGUAAGAGGUAAUAGUAUGUUUUUAGAGCUGUAGACUAUUUGAAACUUAAGAGGACUUGAACAGAGAUGUUGAGGGGAGUUAUGUCUGCUCUUAAGAACCUGUAUCAUGCUACUUAAGACCUUAAGAGAAUUCCAUUGAAUGAAAUUAUGUGUACAAAGUUUGACUAUUUGGACUGAAUAAAGUUUAACCUUGUUCUGGUUUUA
Messenger RNA from Frankliniella occidentalis (western flower thrips), 3611 nucleotides. It is a transcript of the gene Mkk4, whose product is annotated as dual specificity mitogen-activated protein kinase kinase 4. Gene Ontology annotation, molecular function: ATP binding; JUN kinase kinase activity. The record is from RefSeq and is a predicted model, not a curated record. NCBI's taxonomy places the organism in Eukaryota, Metazoa, Arthropoda, Insecta, Thysanoptera, Thripidae. Gene Ontology annotation, biological process: MAPK cascade; protein phosphorylation. The transcript has 10 exons. The coding region runs from base 162 to 1427 and encodes 421 amino acids.